This is a messenger RNA of Theileria parva strain Muguga, 2715 nucleotides long. RefSeq names its product Nucleolar Nop52 family protein. The transcript is spliced from 3 exons. Gene Ontology annotation, biological process: rRNA processing. The coding region runs from base 371 to 2023 and encodes 550 amino acids. The record is from RefSeq and is a predicted model, not a curated record. Lineage: Eukaryota; Apicomplexa; Aconoidasida; Piroplasmida; Theileriidae. Gene Ontology annotation, cellular component: preribosome, small subunit precursor.
AAUGAGUCAAUUUUUGAUUCAUCAAACGGAUUUUUAUUCAGUUUUCAAUUUACUCACUUAGGAAGAUUUGUAUUUUUGUUUUUACUCGUUUAUUUUUUAUCAUUUAAUAAAUCCCAGAUACAAUCUUUGAUUGAAUCCUUAAAAAUUUAUACCAUAACCAGCCUCUUGUUUCUUUACAUCCAAUAUUUUCAUGUUAACUGUUUUUUACUAUCUAACCUCUAGAUCUAUCGCAUAAUUUCGUAUAAUUGUAGAAUCUUUAUAUAAGAUUACGUUUGUUUUAUUAAAUCUUUAUUUCACAUUGUUGUUCCUCCACAUUUAACCUUUUAAAUACUGAUAUACUACUUUAUUUUUUUACGAGUGUGCCUUUCCAAUGAUGACCACUGUCAUUAGAUCCAUUUGUCAUAACCUGGCGAACACAGAUAAAACCCUGAGAAAGAAGGGGUUUCGGUCCGUUCGAGAAUUGUUUAAGAAAAACCCAAACUUGGAUGACAUGUCCUUGACUAAAAUUUGCAAGGGUUUGUACUAUUGCCUAUGGAUGUCAGACGAUCCCAUACAAACACGCAUACUGUCGUUGGACAUGAUUCAACUAUACAAGAGUAUCAAGCUAAAUCCUACUCCUGUUAAUGGUCUUGACGAACCGCUUUUGUUGGACCAUAACGAAGUUGACGCCAGAUUGCGGUACUUAAAGUUUUUGAUGGAGGGUAUCAGUCGAGAGUGGCUAUUGUUGGAUAAAAACAGAGUUGACAAGGUUCUCUUAUUUACAAGAAUUUACGUGUCAGAAAUACUAUACUAUAUGCAUGAAUUAAACUGGGAUCUCCUGGUCCUGAAUAAAUUAAGUGAAAUAUUCCUCAACAAGAAUAUAUUUGGCAGGGACACAUUGGGGCUCCUGGUCCACGUUAUUCAAGUUUUCACCACCGAGUUAUUAUAUAACUAUGAACAGUUAAUGGGUUCUGGUGACUCACCUAGCGAGUCUCCUACAAACUCUAACACAGAUGAUAAGUCUUCUGAAGAUUCAAAGACUAAGCUUAACACACUACAGAUGAACCUGUGUAACAACAUAGAUAGCGUUAAACUUUUAUACGUUUUAAAACCUUUCAUUUUGAUGUUUGUAACCAGUAAGGAUGUACUCCUAGUCAAGACCUUAUAUGACUAUAUAUUUAAGGACCUCGAGAAGUUAUCGAAAAUUACAAGCAUAAACGUGAUAGUGCACCUACUAGAUGCCAUACUGAACACUUCAGGAGAAACCGGACCAGGAACGGAAAUCGACGUUGUGAAAGGAAUCAACAAGAAAUUUAUCAGAAACACACUAAAGUUAUAUAAAAGUAAUUUGAGCGAGACCCUAACUCCAGCCGAAAAUUUACAUUUAGAACAGCUUCUGUACUCGAUAUUUACAAUUGCAACCAUGGAUAGUGAAUCCAACGACUCAUUUGGCGGGUCAGACCAGGUAAACGGAAGAAUAUUUUUUAAAGAUGAUGGUAAGAAUCUUAGCAACACUAAAAGAGAAUCGCUGGGGAACGAGUACAUGUUCAGAGCUGAGCACUAUUUAACUUUAUCUAACAUUAAAACUAGACGUCUGAGUAAGUCUAGACUCAAAAACCUCCGCAUAGUCAACUCCACAAAGAACUAUCUUCUCAGGCUAAAUGAAACCGACGAGGAAAACAGAAAAUUCCUCGAGAAACUCGACCGUACUAGUGUCAAAAACCAACUCUUCUAUUACUCUCUGAUAAGGCUUAGGCGACUGAAGAUCAUACACAAGUUUAAGAAGAAUAAUCUUUACAGGAUUUACAACUUGGACAAGCUCAAACGCUCUAAAUUAAAAAUUAACUUGAAGCAGGCUUUCUAUAACAUAAAGUACGCGAAGCCCGGCAAAUCAUCGCUCAGGAAACGAACAACCAAUGAUAGAAGACUGAAAAAGAAGAAAAAGAAAGUUGUUUUCAACCUCAAGAAAAACCAAGUCACAAACAUACCCAGCCGUAAGAGAAGACAUUUUUUCACACCUCUAUCAUUAUUUAAUUUCCUUUGAUUACAUUGUUCUCUUCGUCGACAUUGUACACCGCAGUAAUCUCCUCGAGAUAGUGACACAGCAUGCCCUGGAUCAUGUGCUUCAGAGUCACGUCGCUCUGUAUGCAUCCAACACAAGCGCCGCUGAGCCUAACGUAAACAUAACCUAAAAUUAAUAUGAUUUGAUAUUUAUCAAAACUAGAACAAAUAUUACAAACCGGUUGAAGGGUCGUAAGAAACGAAAGAAACGUCCCCACCGUCCUGCUGAAUCACAGGUCGGAUCCGUUUAUCAAUGAGAAUCUUUAUGCUUUCAACGGUUUCUAUGUCCUCGUCAGAGUAUGAUUCGGGAAUAACAGCCUUAGUGACUGUUGAGAACUUGCGAUUAAUGAAGUUCAUUGGAGACCUCAUUAUGCGAUUACCAUUAAUGUUAUUAGUGUGCCUAAUGUUUAUAAAAUUUGCAGGAUUUAGGGGAAAAUUUGAAAUGUAGGUGGAAUCUGGGAAACUAAUAUUAGAAGUAUGAUAAGGAAGGAAGGAUCCAAUGUGAGCGGGCCUUCUUUUUAACAAAUCCUUUAAAAAGUAAAUUAGCAUAUCAGGAAAAGUAGGAAGAAAGGAAAUAAUCAAGAAUAGUUAAUAGAAGAAGAUAGAGAAUAACACAUAUUUUUAUAAAGCUAAAAUUGAUAUAAUAACGGAAACAAUAAUAAUAUUAAUAAAAAC